AUGCUGGGGACCGUCCUGCUGCUGCUGGCCCUGGCCAAGCCCUUCUGUCCCAGCCCAGCCCCUGUGACAAACCAGAGGGCAGAGGCUCUGAAGAGGCUCCUGGAAGUCUUUGGCAUGGAAGAUCCUCCACCCCCCCCGGCUCACUCCAAGCAGCCCCCCCAGUACAUGGUGGAUCUCUUCAACACCGUUGCCAAUGCAGAUGGGGUCACCAAGAACCCCGACGUCCUGGAGGGCAACACCGUCCGCAGCUUCUUGGAUAAGACUCACAGUGAGAAGAUGAGGUUCCUCUUUGUGCUCUCCAGCGUGGGCAAGAAUGAGAAGAUCCUCACGGCAGAGCUGCAUCUGUACCGCCUCUGGCCAAGGGCUCCUGAUGGGCCCAAAAGGCACCACUUGUGUCAGGUCAGUGUCUACCAAGUGCUGAAGGGGGGUGACUUGGAUGCCCCAGGAGGGAAGAAGCUGCUGGCAGCCCGGCUGGUGGCACUGCAAGGCUCGGGCUGGGAGGUCUUCUCCAUCACACAGGCUGUUCGGGACUGGACUGAAGAUGAAAGCAGCAACCAGGGUUUGCUGGUGACAGUCCAGGGCCUGGGUGGGAGCCUGGUUGAAACCCCCCCCCUGCAGUUUGCCUCUGGCCGGGACCACCACGAGAGCAAGAAGCCCAUGUUGGUCCUGUUCACAGAUGAUGGGAGACGGGGAGCAUCGCUGCCCAUGGGCGACUUCCCAGCGGAUUUCCAGCCUCAGGCUCCCCUCCUCCCCUCCACGCUGCCGGUACCCAAACGGGCCGGGCCGCGCAGCACACGCUCACUGGACCAGCUCCAGCCCUGCCAGAGGCAUCCCCUGUCCGUGGACUUCGAGGAGAUCGGGUGGUCUGGGUGGAUCAUCUCCCCCCGGGGGUACAAUGCCUACCACUGCAAGGGCUCCUGCCCCUUCCCCCUGGGGGAGAACAUGCGGCCCACCAACCACGCCACGGUCCAGUCCAUCAUCAACGCCCUCAAGCUGAGCGAGGGGGUCAGCAGCCCCUGCUGUGUCCCCAACAAACUCUACUCCAUCAACCUCCUCUACUUCGAUGACGAUGAGAACGUGGUCCUCAAGCAGUAUGAUGACAUGGUGGCCGGGAGCUGUGGCUGUCACUGA
Molecule: messenger RNA, 1131 nt
Organism: Calypte anna (Anna's hummingbird)
Lineage: Eukaryota; Metazoa; Chordata; Aves; Apodiformes; Trochilidae
Product: bone morphogenetic protein 2
Exons: 5
Coding region: 1-1131 (376 amino acids)
Biological process (GO): SMAD protein signal transduction
Cellular component (GO): extracellular region
Molecular function (GO): cytokine activity; growth factor activity
Source: RefSeq, a predicted model, not a curated record